Molecule: messenger RNA, 1370 nt
Organism: Micromonas commoda
Lineage: Eukaryota; Viridiplantae; Chlorophyta; Mamiellophyceae; Mamiellales; Mamiellaceae
Exons: 1
Coding region: 31-1332 (433 amino acids)
Cellular component (GO): membrane
Source: RefSeq, a predicted model, not a curated record
CGCCGGGUUGCACGGGGUUCGGACUUAAAAAUGCAGGCCUGCGCCGCUUACUGCAUCGGCAGCGCGUGCAUGACCGCCACGUGCUCGUGCUGCGGCUCGUUGGGCAAGGCGGUCAGCUCCAUCUCCGCGCGCGCCGUGUACACGGUGAUCUUCGGCCUGGGAAUGGGCAUAGCGGUCGUCAUGCGGGACUACGCAAAGCCCAUGAUGAUGGAGAUCCCGUGGAUAGGGGUUGUGCCCGGCAUGCAACCCAGCGACGAGUGGUUCGGGCAGAGCGCCGUGUACCGCGUCUCCCUCGGCAACUUCAUGUUCUUCGGCGGCCUCAGCGCGAUGCUCGUCGACUGCAAGACCAGAUCCGACCCGAGGGACCGGCACAUACACCACGGCUCCUGGACCCUCAAGCUCGCCGCGUGGGCGCUCUGCGUCAUCGUCCCCUUCCUCCUCCCCGACGGGUUCAUCGACGCGUACGCGUGGCUCGCCAGGCUCGGCAGCGGCGUCUUCCUCGUCGUCCAGAUGGUCAUCCUCCUCGAUUUCGCCUUUCUCUGGAACGAAACCUGGGUGGCGCGAGAGCACGUCGGGUGGGUCGUCGGACUCCUCGUUUCAACCAUAGCGCUGUACGCCGGAAGCAUCACACUCGUCGUGUUCAUGUACCAGUGGUACGCGCCCAAGGGAUUGGACUGCGGACGCAACGCGUGGCUCAUAACCACGUCGCUCGUGCCGUGCGUGUUCUUCUCCGCGCUGUCCACGCACCCAAUCGCCAAAGAGGGAUCGCUGCUGCCAUCCGCGGUGGUGACGUCGUACUGCGUCUACCUGUGCUACUCCGCGCUCGCGUCGGAGCCCACGGAGUACAGGUGUAACCCGAGAGGCGCGUACGCCGGGGACGGGAAGGCGUCGGAGGUUGCCAGCACGGUGUUGACGCUCGCGUCCGUCGCGUACAGCGCGGUGAGAGCCGGGAGCAGCGACUUUUUCGGAGGGGUCAACCUCGGCGACGGCGACGGGGACUACGCGGCGCUCUCCGGCGCCGAGAUGGGCGGCGGGACGGAUGCCGACGCCGGUGAUGCGGACAGCGAAGACGACGUCGGCGGCGCGGCGUCCUACCCGAGCGGUCCGGUGAGCUACAGCUACUCGUUUUUUCACUUCAUCUUUGCGCUGGCGUCGAUGUUUUUGGCGAUGCUGAUGACGGGGUGGGGGCGGGACGACUACAAGGGGGCGGAGAGGGUGGACGUCGGGUGGGCGAGCGUGUGGGUGAAAAUGUGCAGCGUGUGGGUGACCGCGGGUUUGUACACGUGGAGCCUCAUCGCCCCGGCGCUCUUCCCGGACAGGGAGUUCAUGUAGGCGAUACCGGCGCCUUUGUAAAAUACAUCACAGAAAUC